CUUCGUAGAAAAACUACAAAACGAGCGGACUUAAUGUGUACAAUUUGUGGAAACAGAUGUAAGUUCUAGUGUUCAAUCCAAACUAGCUGAUUGCUUAAAAGUUGCCGAGGAAGGUGUGUGUUUGUGUGACUUCAUCGUUCAAAAUGAGCUCAGCACACGGUGGCAGAAGGAGACCGCUUACUAGGACAACGUCUUCUUCAGAAGACCAGGCCUUAAAUCAAAUUGCUCGUGAGGUAAGGGAUAAUUUGUUCUUAAUCUUUUCAACGUGAAUUUUGAUUCGUGUCGGGAGACUCACUUACUGGACCAGAAAUUUUAAUGCUGACGAAGAACUUAUGAUUUUUCGCAUACUGCCGAGUAAUUGAACGCUUUUGUUAUGGUUUUUUGGUUCGUUACGGAUAAGUUUUCAAGAUUCAGUCUUUCCUGAAUUUCUUGGCGUUUCAGUUCACUCGACGUACAAUUCGUGUACAUGAAUGAUUUCAAUUUCUAGUGACAGUUUUACAUUAAUGGAGCAAGUCACGAUUUUCCGGUGGCUGUGGCACUCACUGUUGAACACAUCCUAAAAAUAGUUUCGAGUCGAAAGUUUGUUCCUUUCAUUUCAGUUUUGCUUCUUUGUCUUCGCUAGCGUCGGGUAGUUCCCGAGUUUCAUAGCUUUCGAUAACCUAGCAUUUAUCUCUUGCCUGUGGCGCCGGGGCGUGUUGGUGUUGUUUAUUAUUUACGAUUGCUACCACUUUGACUUUUUACGGUGGGCGGCCACCUAAACCAUUUCCUGUGUAGAUUCAAUACGUUCCAACUAUUCAUGGUUUACGUUCAGCUGCUUUUUGAACCAAGUAACUUUUUAAUCGCUAAAGGUGUUCAUUUACCGUUAGUCUUUCAUUCGAAUUUUAACCGUUCUACAAGUGAUAAAAAUCGUCGCACUUGAGUUUACUCCGGUUUUGAAAUGACAAUCAAAGUCACUGAUAUUGGAAUUAAAACCAUUCUGUCGAUUGAGCAGUUAACUCUUCAAAUUGCUUGUAUUUGGUGAUGAAUUUGUAGGUUUAGCAAGUUACACUUUCAAUUUGCAGCACACAGAAUUGUUAAUAGACAUGUAGACGAAUGCAUCCUUUUGAAACCAGAAUAACAUGUGUAUGAAUGUUUAUCUCAUGUAAACACAAUGCUUUUAAAUAUAUUUAUCUUCAUGACAAAAGAUAAAUGGCAGUGAUUAAAGAAAAAAUGAGAUGGAAGUCCUUUUAAACCCUUAGUUUAGUCACUUUGCUUGUUCUCAAUGGCAUUCUUGAAACAUUUCCUUUGGUACUGACAGAGAAUUUGCCUUGCAAUUGAGAACUUCUCUAUUCUGAUCAUUUCCUACAUUCUGAUGACUUAAGCAUUGAUAUUGUAAGGAGAGAUUAGAUUCCUGUCACUCUUAGGGGUUGAAUGUUUAAGCUGAUGUUGUUCUCCUGAAAGUUGACAUUAUUAGUGCAGUGAUGAGAGGGUUCAUUUCCCAGCAGUUUGGCCCAGGUUUGGUUCAAUAACCCACUGUCAUGCAGGAUUUUCUUAAGGGUAGAAGGCAAAUAAGUAAUAGUUGGUGGCCAGGUUAUCGUGAACACUAGGCUGUUUUGUGAGAUUACGCAGAAGUUGAAAUGUCAGUUUAAAUGUGACCAUGAAAGGCAAAACGGUCAGAUGACAAACAGUUUACUAACAGUCCUUGAAGUGUUCGAACAGUUUGCCUAACCAUUCAAAUGGGUGAAUAAAUUAUUUGAACAGUUUGGUCAGCCAUUCAAAUGGAUGAGUAAAAAUUUCGAGCGGACGGGCAAACCAUUUGAAUGGUUUAAUAAAGGAUUUGAAUGGUUUGGUCAGCCAUUUGAAUAGAUGAGUAAAAGUUUUGAACAGACAGACAAACCAUUGGAAUGGGUGAGUGAAUUAUUUGAGCCAUUGAAUGGUUUGCUUUGCCAUUUGAAUGGAUGAGUAAAACGUAUAAUGUCGAAUGGACUGGCAAGCCAUUCAAACAGAUGAAAAUAUUAUUAAUCUGUACGAUUGGUUGUAUAAUUGGUUUGCCAAUCAUAUGGAUGAAUAAAUUGCUUACAGGAUUUGCAAAACCAUUCAAAGUGCAUGGCUUGAUCAUGGAACGGGCAACGUUGCUGUAUAUUGUUUUCAUUUAAUUUGUCGUUGUUGUCAAUUUUAAGGCCUUUAUUCUCACAAUCAAAAAUGGAGAUUUUCAAUUUCUCAUCAAAAAAAUGUUAUCAGAAAAAUGUUAUCAAAAACAUGUUAUCAAAAAAAAUCAAUGCUCUGCUGAUAGACCAUAAACUGUGGGCCACUUUGUACUUGAUUUCAUUAACUGAAAUUACUGAGAUAUCAAUGCCAUACAAAUGAGGAAAGUAAAACCAAAACUUGAACGCGUUUUAAAGUUGUUUUGUUAAAAAAAGUGUAUUUUUUUUCUUUGCAGAAACUACUUAACCUUAUAUUUUUUACUUAUAUUUAGGGCAUCGGAAAUGCAAGUUAGCAAGUACUUGAAUCCUUUGGAAAAUUAAGUUUUUCAGUUCUCCGUUUAUGAUUUUCAUUCAAGUAAAAACAAAUUUAACAAAACAUGUUUUGGUGUUGUGAAUAGGGUAUAAGUCAUGGCUAGAACUGCUUUUGAUGUUGCAUGAUAUUGACCUCACAAUAAAAAAAAAUAGUAAUGAAGUUAAUUUGCCUGGACAGUCAAUAAUUGCUCUACUUCCUUCACUUUACUUGGUGAAUAGUUCUCACUGUUUUUCUCUGCCAAUUAGAGCAAUUUCCUUAUUCAGUGAAAAUUUUCAUGACUUAGAAAUGACUCUUUUGCAAGUGCUUGCCUAUUUAGUACCUAACAUUUUUAGUUGUUGUCUGAAAAUGUUUGUCAUGAUGGUUUCAAAUGAUAGCUGAGUUAAUCAUUUGUCUCACAAUUUAGUCACAUAGAUGUGGAUCACAACAUUUCAACCACUAUGCUGAGUAUCUGUAGAGAAAUGAGUGCAAUACUCUCCUUUUGUGCAGAUGAACAGAACGGACAUCAAACUGUUGAACAGAUGCUGCAGUUCUCUGAACAGACACCUUUAAGUGGUGAACAGUUGCAAAAACUAUUUGAAUGGAUGCUAAUGUAUUUCAAACGGAUAUGCAAACUGUUUGGAUGGUUUGUCGAACGCUUUGAACAGAUUUUUUUUAGGCAUUUGAACAGAAAACAAAUAGAUAAAGAACAGUUUACCCAUUCAAACAGAUAACUGUUAGUGUCCAUUUUACCUUUUACGGUCACAAAUGUGUCACUUGUUCUUUAAAGUUUCCUUAACUCUUUGAGAAAAUUUUGAACAUAGUAUUGAUGCAUGCUAAAACCUUUUGCUGGUAAACUAUAUAUUCAGUUCCACUCAAAAUUGGUUUAUUGGCCAGUGCACAAAUUUCUUUGAUGUUAUUUGAUUUUUUUUCUGAUACUUUUGUUAACAUACAAAGCACUGAAUGAAUUACGCCACCAUAUAUUAUUGACCUUUGAGACAUUUAUAUACCUCAGCAUAAUAUUAGAUUGUCAACCCAUGAGAAAUUGGAAAUGUCACAUUAUAAUUUAGGUUUUUAUGGUUAUAAGUAUUGGUCUCAUCUCUUUGGAAUUCUUUACUAAAGUAUAUACGAUUAUGUGAGACUUGAGAUUUUUUAAAAAAAAACAGUUGAAGAUGUAUGUUUCUCAACAGGCGCAUACCACUCUCUUUAUAGUGAUUAAUAGUAUUUCAAUAUUUUGUGCUAGUGUUGAGCUUGUAAAUUCUGUAUUAGGUCUUUUAAGGGAGCUCCUUAGGGUUACGGACUGUGUGAGAUCUGGUUGCAAACAUAGCAUGAGCUUUAAAAGUGUCAACAUGCAAAACAAACAUGGUGGCUUGAUACGAUUGUAUGAUUGUUAUCUGAAAAGGUGUGUUAAAAACAGUUUAACACAAUAUAGUUUUUUUGUGAUGGAAUCUAGGGUUUUCAGUGACUGCACCCAUAAUAUUCAUAGGUUUAUACAGGGCAUGAAAUUAACUUUUACAUUAUGUAAUGUUUUGCAACAAAGAAAAUAGGGAUCUUUUGAGAAAGAUUUAUAGGAAUUUCCUUCAAUGAAAUUUCCUAAGAUUUGCUGAACCAUCAAACAUAUUUUUGCCCUUUCUAGUGCCUGUUGAUAAAUACAAUUCAUAGAGGAAGGAAAUAGAAAAUUGCAAAUGGCAAGGAAACUGGCUCAGUAAAUCUUAUUUUUCUUGGCUUUUAAAUGAUCAGCUGGACAAUUUUCACAAAUUGAAAAUUUUUAGAGAUUUCACCAAUGCAAAUUGAAGAAAAUCAAAGGCAGAACCAAAUUAUCACUGGCGAGUACCUCCCUUUGUGUAGCCUUAGCUUAAUAAAAAAAAUCAUUUUGAUAAUAUUGACUACAGCAAACAAUAGUCUGAACCUUGCUCAUUGCCUUUUGAUGGCUUUCAGUGAUCUUGAGAAGCAAAAAAAUAAAAAUUUUCUAGAAAAACAUUUCACUGGUGCACAUGCCAACAUUGAGCAAAAUCCCUAUGGAGCAUCCUAAAUUUUAGUUUACCAUGCUCGCUCUGUAAAGCACUUUUGGAAAUUUAUGGAAAAAGUGCUAUGUAAAUGAUUACUAUUGCCAUUCUAUUAUGAUAUUGAUGCUUAAGUAGCAGGUUAGUCCUUAAAAACCCUAACAUCAGUAUGCAUGUUUUCCAAAUUUUUCUGUAUGCAUUUCCUGUAGUACUCACAAGGAGUGUUUAACAGUCAAUAACUUCUUGAGUUCAUGAUCAUUUCCCUCAUUUUCAUGACCUUAAUGGUUAAUUUAGGUCUGAUAUUGUAAGGAGAAAUUAGAUGCUUAUCACUCUCAGGAAUUAUAGGUUAAGGAUGGCAGACCUAUCUGUCUAACAGCUCUUCAUGACAGCUCUGGUCAUGUUUGUCUGAUUGCAUUUUUGGAUGUUUUUUUUUUUCUUGGUUUCAUUAUUUUGCUGAGUAUAUGUUUGAAGAAAUCAUCAUUAUUAAUAGAUUGUAGACUAUUCAUGUUUUGAAUUUGACUCAUAUAUUGAGUAUUAAAUUUGUUUGUGUGUGUGUGUGUGUGUGUUACAGGCAGAGGCACGUCUUGCAGCAAAAAGAGCAGCCAGAGCAGAGGCAAGGAGUAUUCGUCUGAAGGAGCUUGAAAGGCAACAAGAAGAAGGAGGAAAUGUUAGUCUUCAUUGAAAUUUACUUAUUAUUUAAGGACUUUGCAACUAAACAUAAUAAAACUCUAACCAAAGGUGAUAAAUUUCAAUUAGAAUAAAGAUUGAUGGAGGUAGAUGAAAACCCAACAAAAACACAUUCAGUUGACUUGAAGUUGUAGACAUGUAGCUAUGGGAAUAAUAGGAAAUUAGAUAAAAGAUUCCCUCUGUUUCUGAAUUUACAGGUUGAUGAUGAUGAACAGGCUUUAAAUGAAGAGCCACCCAUCCCACCUGCAAGAAAGAAGGUACACUGUAGAUACACUAUUUGUGAGAAAGUGAAGGUUAUCAGCCAUAGUAACAAGUAGAACAACAUCAGUGCUCCAAAGGGCAGCCAAGUUAUUUUUCUUUUUUCUUUUUUUUUUUUUGCAAAAGUGAAUCUUCCCAAGAGUUGCUGAUACACAUUCACAGCCAUUCUUUACUUUAACCUUAUCUAUGAAAUUUUCAAAUGGCAGUUUGUCAGCCAACAUAACUUCAGAAGACCUCCAGGACUCUUGACAAGUCUUUUCUCAUAAAUUAAAACCGGCUUUGCCACAUGUUCAUGCAUACAUGGAUGUUGGUGAAAGACCACACAUACCUCUUAUUUUAUAAGCUAAGCAGCAUAGUUACCUUGUCUGACAAUGUCCUUAAAACCUAAUUGCAAAUUGGCAACAAGGUUUCCAAAUCAAAUUUUUUUAAUGAAUCACAGGAGGAGGAAGAUUUAUGAAGAAGCAAAUUGAACAUGUUGUAAGCUAGAUCUCUGUGAUACAAUGUAACUGGAUUGUUGAAAAAAACAUAAUUCACCCUUUUGUUGUCACUAUACUAUUGUGCUUUACUUAGUCAUAGUUUUUAGCUUUAAUUUCCUCAAUUGUUUCCAUCUUUACAAAAGAAUCCAGUGGCAAGAUCAAUUUCUACAGGAUCUUCAAGCCUUAGUACUGUUCAAAGAGACCAGACUAUAGACAUGAAUGGGCCAUUGGUGCCAGAGAAAGUUUUAAAAAGUCUUCAGGUUUGUGAUCAUAGUUUUUUUUCUUUUUUUUAAUAGAAGAGUGGACAUCAGAGCAGGUGAUGUCGAGUUGAUGUUUUAUAGAACAGAAUUUCCAAUUUCAGUAACUACAAUGUAGCUUUCCCUUUUCAUCACCUCUAAAAACUUUUUGGUAAACACCAUGAAAACAUUUGACCUUCUGGUAAGUUAUCUCAACAAUGAACAUGAGAGCAGGCCUUGUAUUUUUUGAAACACACAUGUUUUUAUUUAAAUGAUUCUGCUUUGAUAAAGGGCUAACUCUGGAAAUCUCCCCUUUGGAACUCUUUAUGGUGGCCAAUUUAGGUUAUCAACCCAGUUGACAGUACUGAAUUACCUUGUUUUAUUUAACCCAAGAUAACCAGAUUUUGGAAAUUAAGGGCUCAAAAGUCACAAUUAGUUGUAACAAGGGGAAUGUAUUUCAUCACUUCAUUUGUUGUGUUGAUAUUCAGGAAAACCUGAAAGAAAUUGAAGAUAAGUACAGAAAGGCAAUGGUUUCCAAUGCUCAGCUGGACAAUGAGAAGCAAGCACUACUGUAUCAAGUGGACUGUCUGAAAGACAGGUACUUAUGUAUGGUAGAGAUUGUUGUGCAUAUCCAGGAAUAAAGUCAGUGAUUGUGUAAACAGGAUCAAAAAAGUUCUUUUUUGAUCUACUUAACAAUAGUUUUAUUUGAUAUCACAUUUUAGACUUGUUGAAGAGGAAGAGAUUUCAGGUGAAGUAAAAGCUGAAUUCAAAGAAAAAGCAAAGGUAAGGCAAUUUAGACUUUUAGAGGUCGUUUUCACCAAGUAUAUAUUCAGUAAAAGUUUGCGGAAAAAAGGCUCAUAUGCAGGGUUCAAUAUUGUGACCAGCUGUUCAUCAAUGCAACUUAGAAUUUGAUGUUGGCAAUCAGCAUUUGAUUUCUGGUUGUCAGCAGGCAACCAACUCGAUGUCUUUCAGUGUUCUCUAUGUAAAUUAGCUCUUUAGAAGGAAACUCUUCAGGUGCUUAUACACCCAGCUGGUGUUUGUUGAAGAGCAAGAAUGCUCUGCAUAAAGAAAUGUAUCUAAAAGUUGAAGUUUUUGUACUUCCCUGUGAGCUAAAAGAUUUCACAAUCAAAUUUGUUCCAUCUGGCGACUGAACCAAAAUGUUUUGAUAGCCCUUUGGCCUCCUGCUAAAAAAGUUAACUUUGUUCUUUGGUUUGAUGUAGGCUUUAUAUUUCUUCUUAUCAAACUUUUUAAAUUAUUCUUUUUUCUGGUAAAGUUAUCUGAUGGUUAUGAAUUCUCUGUUUCCUUUUCAGGAAUGCAGUAGAUUUGAAAAGACCAUAAAAAGCAAGGAAGAAGAAAUUCAACAACUCAAGGAAGCCAUUGAGUUUAGAGAUAAUUUCUUGGCGGUAAGAAGUCUGUAAUACAUGUAUAAGAUUGUUUAUAAGAUUUUAAGACAGUGUGCUUUCUCUCACGACAAAACAUGGCUUUAGCAGAAAAAAAACUAGGAUUUGAAACAAAUUUUGUUUCUGCAAAAACAUGAACUGUGUUGCAUUGUCAACUUCUCCAUGAACUAAGAAAUAUCCCAGAUAGAUGUUAAAUUGGAUGUUAUUUAGUUGCCUUAAGUUUGCUGUUCUCUCUGUUUUAAUUAUAAUUUUCCUAGUAGGCAUUACCUUAAUCCAUUUGACACCUUAAAAGCCAAUAAUUAGCCAAAUGAUAUCCUUUUUUAAAAAAAUUAUUUAUAUUACACUUGCAUUCCAAUUUCAAAUUAUUUUCUCUUGCACCCUUUGCCACAAUGCUGUGGCACAUGUGCCUGAAUCUUUGUAGGGUAAACUAAUGAUUUGUUGUUGUCCUUUCAGGAGCGAGGUCUUUCCUUGUACGAAGAUCAGGUUCUGAAGGAUGGUGAGGAUGAUGAAACUAGCACAGUUAGUUUAAGGGAUGCUCUCAGUUUGGCUGUGCCUGAUGAAACAUCUUCAGGUAUGAAUUGUUAGACUAGUGCUAGACCUUAAGAUAGUGUUGAGUGGUUCCUGCAUGACUUUGUCAGACAGACUUUUGCCUCCAUCCUUCUCAGUUUUUCUUGUUUUUAAAGAAAAACUAGGUGUUCCCCUGUUUAGAAAGUUAAUUGAAAAAUGUUGGACAGUACUGCACAAGACCAAUUUUCCAUUCAUAUCAUGGUGGUACUAAUGCGAAAUGGUGUGAAUGCAGUGAGAUCAUUGCUGCUGAGUUAUACAAUGAUGAAAUCUCGUGAAACAGAGUUUCUGAAUAUAUACAUGUAAUUCAAACAUUUAUAAGAACUAAGGAUUCACUUUCUGUCGUUGUUUUUAUUUUUCUAUCAUUUAUUCAGAUCGAAGCAGUGUAUCUGAACCACUAAAGAGUCGUUCAAACAGUCGGCGGCCAUCUUUGUCAGAUGAAAAGGAUGUUUUAGUUUUACAGGUGCUGAAAGGUUUUUUUUCAGUUUGUUUUUAUCUCUCGGUUAGUUUGUUGAAGUUUUUCUCUGGUUCAAGUUUUUCUGUCCUGCUUUGUUUGAUAUUGAAAGAAAAUGAGAUUUUGGCUGUGGAUGCAAUAGAAAAAAAUCAAACUUUUGUACUUAGAAAUGGCAACAUUAUGUGAAUUACACUUGGUGUGUUUCUUUUCUUUGAGUACAUCUGAGGUUUGAUUCCACUAUCACUCCAUUCCCAGAUGUGGAUGCGACAGGUUGAGCUGGGUACUAGUCACUAGUCCACAAUUACCGUAGUUAUUCAGUUAUAAGGCGCACCGUUUUUUUCAAGAAAUUCCUAAUUUCUACUAAAAAUUACCGGCGAAGUUUGGGUGCGUCUUAUAGGCGAAUAUUUUCCCGAAACAAAUUUUUUUAUCACAGUUACUGGUACGAUUUCAAGCAAAUAAAAGGAUACACAGUGUUGGUCAUUGACUUUUAUAAAUAUGGUGGUUCUGAAAAGACGAGCGAAGUCAAAUUUGCAUAGAUAUGAUACGUGCUCGAGAGCACGUGCUCAGUAAUUUGAUACGUCACAUAACAAAACGAAAAUAAACAAGCGAAGAGAUAAAUACCUUCUUCAUCCAUUCAGCCCUUUUUGUGCACUGAGACCUGCAUUCUCGGCGGUAUGUUAAUUCUUGUUUAAUCAAGGCUUUUGUUUGUGCGCGUGGUCGCGUGUGCGACAAUUCUGCUUUUGUUAAUUAACAGUAAACUAUAAUCAAUACGCGACUUUUUCGCUUUUUUGUAAGUUUAUGAAAGAAUUUACAAUAAACUUGACUGAUCUUUACUCCCCAAACAACAGUGCGCCUUAUAACCAAGUAUUUUAGCGAUAUUUUCAGUUUGAAAACAUUCAAUAAUGAAGUUGCCGAAUUGGGGGUGCGUCUUCUAGCCGAGUGCGCCUUAUAACCGAAUAACUACGGUAUACAGUGUGGCCUUCAAAAGUCAACAAAAAUCAGGGAGACUUACCUUUCUAACUCCCCACCUGAUCCAGACUUAAUUUCUCCUUACAUUAUCUAAACAAUAUCAAGCAGAAAAGUGAUGGAAAUAAAGAAAAAUAUUAGUAAGGAGUUGGGAUUAUUAGUUGAUCCGAUACUAAAUUCUCCAAACUAAUAUAAGAAUGGUAUGGCAGACAGUAAGAAAAAUGACUGAUGAGAUCUUGGGAGUGAGUAGGUUGAAAAGGGGAUUUCAAGUUGUGACAAGCAAGAGGAAUUUAUGACACAUGUAUCUGAUACUGAUGAUUCAUUGUAUUUGACUCUUUUUUCUUCAUUACCAGAUAAAGAAUCUUCAAACAGAAGUAGCAUCUCUGAAGAGAGAAGAUAUUGAGACGCCCAAAGCAAUCACGGCUGAUUUAGAAGAACUUAGAAGUAUGUGUUGUUUUGUUGAGAUUUAGCAUCAACAAGUUAAUUGCAAUUGUGGAAACACAAUUUUUUAGACUGCAAGUAGUCUUCAUUGCAUUUUUGACAGGGUUAUUUUUCCAGUCUUCAUUGUUCUGUUGUUUUGAUAACAUUUGAACCAAGCUGGCAGGGUUUGGCUCUUCUCAUAACAGCUUUCAGCUGUAGCUUGAAAAAUUGGUAGGGCAUAGGCACCUGUAAAGUAAUUUUGCUGGAGAUCUGUGAAAAUUUGAUCCUUGCCAAAAAAAAUUAUCCUGUUCUGGGGACAAGAAGGGCAUGUCCUUCUCUCAGAACAUCUCUUUCCCGCCUUUCUUUUUCAUAUGGUUGUUCUUCAAGAUUUGCUAGGAUUGUGGGUUUCACCUGUGUAUCAGUACACUUAAAAGGGAAAGAAAAUUCAUACGUUUCCUCAGGGCUAGAUAGUCAGUUUCUUAUGUACGUGUUGCAAAAGCAAGGUUUUCUAGUGUUGGGGAAAGGCUUAGCUUUUCCCAUCUGCAUGAACCGAACUGCAAUGUUAUGUCUUGUCGAACAAAUUCUGUGACAGUGACACCGAAAUAAUCUCCUACCUCUUCUUGUUGUGUUCUUGUGUUGCCAUAAAUGAUAGCUUCAUGGUUAAGUUAAAACUCAUUUCACUUACAUGCACAGGUGAAUUAACGCGUAACGCAGUAAUACAUAACGAAUGCAUUUAUGGAUGCAAACUAACGUAAGUUAACGAACGAUAAAAGUGACGGCCUAGUCGCGUCCUAAUCAUGUGAUUGUAACGUCUACUAAUUGCUGAGUAAAAUUUGUAACAGUUUCAUCACUAAUCUCAUUCCUCGUCUUACUUACCACUUGAAUUAACACGUUAUUAAAACAUGCGUUGCGUUAAAUGACUUAAGGUAAAUUAGAUUUAUUCAAAACAGACGCUGUCUCGCUGAAGUUGAAGGUGCUUGCCCGGUGGUAUCAGGGCGCUCCACUGCAGCGAGCCAGCCCUCAGAUUGAAUAUCACCCUAAUGGUUGGCAAAUCUCGGCAACCCAGCUAUGAGUAAGCAUCCCCAACGCCUGUCAACCCUGCUUAGAUCAAUGAAGGGAAUAAGUAAAGGGGGUUGGGUGGGGAAGCGAUUGUAAAAAAGUUACGAAAGUGCCCGGGAUCGCUGGAAGAGCGGCCUUUGCCAAAUUUCUCGACGGCUCAACGAUGUCAGCGGUAACACACUUGCAGCGUUCAACGUAAGCUUGCACCUGUGACAAUGACUGCUGACCGGAAAGGCCCGCUAUGCCUUGUGAAAUUGCCGUUGAACGUAUUCCAACUUGUAUUUAGGUACAAAGUGUCAGUAUUUUACAAAUUAUUAUGCUAUCUUUCCCUUUCCUUCCAGGAGAAUUUAGUAGGCAAAUAAAUGAUUUCAAAAUAAAGCUGCAAAAAGCAGAGCAGGACAAUGCGCGGCUUGAAGGACUUGUAAGUAAAACUGAAUGGCUGAAAUAGCUUAAACUCAUCUCCAUGCCACUUGUCAAUCAGUCAGUCAUUUGAAAGAAGAGAGUAUUAGACAAAACGCUUACUAAGUCGAAUUCAUUUCUCGAAAUUCUUGUCUUAUCCUCACAAGUGACACUGAGCCUAUUUUAAACUCUUGCAUAGGAAUACGCCAGAAGAAGAGAAGAAGGUUGUGUGACGAGUGCAAGUAGUUCUCUAAGGGAUAAACUUUCUAGUUUAAGUAGUGCCUGUGAAAAUAUAAGAGAGGGUUCACGGGUUUUUUUUUAAGGUUUUAAGUAGCCGGAGCUUUUUUUAAAGGUAACCGGCUGUGGGUCCGGAGUGGUCUCGAAACUGCUCUUUCCCAGUUUCCAGCUCGCAUAAUUAUGUAUUCAUAUCUCGAAAUCCAAUAUGGCGGACAAAACGUCAUAUCGUUCGUACUUUCCUGCCACCGCAGCAAGAUUUGUCAAAAAGACAGUCCCCAUCAGAACGUUUUUAAACUAACCUUGGGUCAGAAGUCUUUUUAUGUUUUCAGAAAAGAUAGGCAGUGCAAAUUUAUAUUUUUAUUGAGCCCAAGUUUAGACCUGAUAAACAUCAUGACUGUACGGGCUCUCGAAGCAAUGAAAGUAGCCGGCGAAACCUUGCAGAGAAGCCGGCGUACUUCGCCGGCUGCCGGCUCUUAUCUACAACCCUGGGGUUACAUUCAAACGUUCGUUUAAAGUUGAUAUUCAGCAACCGCCCCUAGCCGCUUUAGGGACUUCGUCGCAGCGUUGCGGCGAUGCAUAAUUUUUGGUUUCUUUCAAAUGAGUUUUAAACCGAGCAAACAACCCUCGUUAGCGGGAUUCUUGGAGGCUGUUGUCGAAUUUCAACUGAAGAAUAGAAAAGCAAGUGAUAUUAAUGAUAAUUUGUCGUAAUGUUGAAUGGACAGGUCUGUAAACUGCCUUAAAUUGGAGUUGUAGAAUGUACCUAGUACAUGUUAAGUGAUCAAGUUAAACCCCCGAACGUACCCUAAUAUACCUGCUUACUGGAUGCGAAGGGGGAACAAAUACCUUCCUUCUUUGCAAGAGAACUUAAAGAUUUCUGACCGAAGGAGUUUAGUGCUAACUGUUACAAAUUGUUAAUGAGCCAAAAGCGGAACUUAAGUCACUAAAACUAGGAGAAAUCUAACUCAUGCAAUUGUCCAAAACAACACUUCUCCCUUGGUACGUAAUUUCUUUCACUAUCUCAGUGAUUUUACAAUGAUUUCCGAAGGCCCAAGGCAAAACGGCAAUAAGUGGUCAUUUCGCUUUCUGUCGCAGAGAAGUGUUGCGUGACAGACAUUGCGUGAGUUUCUUCUGUGUUCUUCUUUACCGUCCAUUAUUGACUCGAAUGUAAAAUCUGCUCUAGGUGGCGAGACUGGAAAGUCAAGUGAAGCGUUACAAGACUCAGGCGGAGGCCGCGGUGAGAACUCUAUCUUAAGUUCUAAGAUGUCAGUUUACCCAUAGUGCCGUUCUUGUAGUUUCUUAUUUCCUUUUUUUAUCUGAUUCCUCAAGUUUACAAUUUCAAAACUUCUCUUUCUCACAGGAAGCGACGGAGGAUUCUCUUAAAGCUGAAAAAAGAAAGUUGCAAAGAGAGGUGUGUGUUAAUGCAUGUUUCUAGAUUGUUUUCUAUCUCGUUACUCACCCUCCGCUCCCCCUCUCCCUCUUCCCCUCCCCCUCUCUCUUUCCCCUCCCCCUCCCCCGACUCCAUAGUGCUAAUUCUGAAAGAUUACCACUUUGAAAUCAGAAGUUCUGGGAGUCGAAUCUUCACGGGGGACGCGAAAGUGUUUUGUGUCCCAAGCUCCUGACAAAUAUUCUUGGAAUUACAGAGACGUAGAAACUUCACGUAAUGCCCUUUUUUUGUUGUUGUUGUUGUUGUUGUUGUUUGCGUUGUGGCAAGUUUUCGUUGCUCUUAUUCUAUUUCUCUCCCUUUUUAUUGCAGCUUCGUAAAGCUCAAGAUGAAAUAGGCGAAUUACAGACCGUUAACGAUCACCUUCAGAAGAGAUUCGAUAAACUAAAGAGCAAAAGAAAAGAUGACACGUAGUGCAUGUAGAUAUAGUUUUGUUACUAAUUCAGGGAACAUUUGUAUGUCGAAUUGAAUGAACAGAACCGACAUAUCCAGUUUGAUCUGAGGCGAACAGGCCUGUUUGUGCAAUAAAACAACAACGGUCGUUAUCACUUCCCGAUGAGUUUUGCCGUCAUUAACUGUCACUGUCAUUGUCAUAGUUUGUCUGAUUGGCUGGAAAUAGUUAACAAAGUGCCUCAGAAGGUUAACAAAAUAGCAGAGACAGUGAUUGAUGAAAAAUGACACCUGAGAGUACCAUAGAAGAUAAUUUUAUAUGCGCGGGGUUAUUUUAUAUUUUCCAACGUGAGAUAGACGCAUUUUCGUAAGGGAAUGUUUAAUAACUCGAGGGAAUGGUGUGGAAAACGUAAUGCCGUUUGUGGCUUACUUACUUAUGACUUGCAGACCAUAUUAGUAGAUAUGAAGCUAUUUUUCCACAAAUAGUUUCCUUUCAGUUAAAUAGGAACACAUAAUGCCUUUUGACCUGGCUUUAACAGCAUUUUGAUCGCUUUCAAUGCGUAGUAGUCAAUAAACCUGGUAUUCAAGCCAAAGUACGGAGUGGAAA
Messenger RNA from Pocillopora meandrina, 14069 nucleotides. NCBI's taxonomy places the organism in Eukaryota, Metazoa, Cnidaria, Anthozoa, Scleractinia, Pocilloporidae. The record is from the annotation of a GenBank genome assembly.